Messenger RNA from Mytilus trossulus (common blue mussel), 6135 nucleotides. Its product is annotated as putative protocadherin beta-18. The transcript is spliced from 7 exons. The coding region runs from base 1101 to 4436 and encodes 1111 amino acids. Lineage: Eukaryota; Metazoa; Mollusca; Bivalvia; Mytilida; Mytilidae. Gene Ontology annotation, cellular component: plasma membrane. The record is from RefSeq and is a predicted model, not a curated record. Gene Ontology annotation, biological process: homophilic cell-cell adhesion. Gene Ontology annotation, molecular function: calcium ion binding.
UCUUAUGAAUACAUCAAACAAAUGAACAAUUAAUUAGAUACUAAUAUUUGCAUAUGAUAUAAACAUUGGUAAACAAAUUGUUCUAUCUAUUGUUCGUUACUAUACACGUAAAUACCAAAAUUAUGACAGGCCAUUCUUUACUAAUAUCAGUUACGGUAAGAUAUCUACUAAGUUCACAUUUGAGCCUACUCUAUUUAUACAUUGUAACUUCCGAACAAUUGACAUCACGAAAGAACGAAAAUUGACCCACCUAUUUCAUGCCAAAGAACCUUAAAAUCGUACGGCUUAAUCAUUUUUAUAUAAAAUACUGAAACUGUAUACAUCUAUAGAAGGAGUAGUUCAAUACAUAAAAUUUUAACGUCGACUAACGAUAGUUGAUUCAUUGACCUGUAUAAUAGAAGUAAAUUGAACCACUAAAUAAUUCUUUUGACCACAAACAGUUUUAUUCGUCAUUUAAAUCUAAUGGGAUUUAAAUUUUUUCUUGACUUUUUUCUCAUUUAAGGUAUUAAUUUCUUUUGAAUUGGAAAAGAAGUUGUGUGUGGUGCUUGUGUUGUGGUUUUGCACGUACAGAGGAUUUCACUUAGAAGAGUUUAAGGUGCGUUUGAAGGAAAAACCAAAGCAACUCCUUCUACCCGCUAUAAGAAAACACAAAGUCACAUGGUCAUCAAAUCUGCAGAUAGACAGUAAACAGUAUAUCGUUAAAGGACAAAUCAAACUGAUUUCGACAACUUAGGUGCUAUUUCAACACAUAACAUCCACUUCACUGGAGUGUUUUACCUUACCUGUAAUUUGAAUGAAAGUGUUCAUCUAAGGUGUUAUUAUAGCGAUAACGAUAUCUUCAAAUGGUUUUUAGAAUUUGAAGAUAUGAAUUCAGAACUCCAAAAUUGUACAUUGUGAUAGAAGAUAAAACUCAUUGCUGAAAGAAAAAAGGAAAACAGUAGUAUUCAACCAGAUUAUAAAGAAAAUUAAAGACAAAACGAAGAAAACCAAAUUAGAACUGGUCUGAACCCAGUAAUGUUAGAAGGGUUAGCUCAUGAGAACAUGUAAUGUCAACUUUAAAGAUUGGAUAUACUUGGAAUAUAUAACUUGGAUUUAUCAACAUGUGCUAUUCAUUUUAUCUUUCGAUUUUGACUUUAUUCUUUGUGGCAUGUUUUGGAGAUGACACCAUACAGAUUUCGUUCUCAAUUCAGGAAGAACUGCCUAUGAAUACUCCUGUGGGGAAUAUUGCCACUGAGGCUAGAUUAACAGAAAACUUGACGAGUGAAGAAUUUGAUAGUAUUAGUUAUGGUUACAUUGGAGAUAAUGUUUAUCAAAAUAUGUUUUCAAUUGACAAAUCUACAGGUGCUUUACAAACUAUCAUGCUGAUUGAUCGAGAAAUAAUUCCAGAAUGCAGUGAUGUUUCUGAUUGUAUUCUUGUGUUAAAUUUUGUAGCCAACUCACAAAAAACAAACUUUUUCAAGUUGAUUACUACUUCCAUUCAUGUACAGGAUAUCAACGAUCAUGCUCCAUCUUUUCCACAACCCAUAAUGAAAUUAAACGUGUCUGAAUCUACACCUGUAGGGACACGUUUUUCAGUCCCAGCAGCAUUGGAUAAAGAUACCGGAAGAAAUGGGAUCCAAAAUUACGAUAUUUAUCCAGACAAUGGACCUUUUGGACUUAACAAUACCAAAAAAUUAGAUGGCAGUUUUCUCCUCCAUAUAGUUUUAAAACAACCAUUGAAUCGAGAGUUUAAAGAAACAUAUACAUUACAGAUAGCAGCCAAGGAUGGUGGGGAACAGCCUCAAACUGGUAUACUAAACAUUGAUGUGACUGUCCUGGAUGUAAACGACCAUGCACCUAAAUUUGGCUUGCCAAUGUACAAUGUUACAGUUCGGGAAGAUGUUCCGCCAAAUACUGUCAUUCUAAAAGUGACCGCUGAAGAUCCAGAUAAAGACCAAAAUGGACUUGUCUCCUAUCAUUUCAGUCAGGUGCAGACAGAUUUAGAGAGUAUCAACCAGUUCUUUAGUAUUGGUAGUGAUUCAGGGGAUAUAACUCUGCUAAAGAAUUUAGUUUACGAACCUAAUGAGGAAUAUAGUAUUAUCGUAGAGGCAAGUGAUCAUGGAACAAGUCCUCAGAUUUCACAGGUCAAGGUCAAUGUCAAAGUUGAAGAUGUUGGCAACAACAAGCCUGUCGUCAAGAUUAACUUACCGUCUGCUGGAACUGGUGGUGUUGUGAUGCUGUCAGAAGCAACCAACAUUGAUAAUUUUGUCGCUCAUGUGAAUGUUGAAGAUUCUGAUAUUGGGAACAAUGGUAAUGUAACAUGCUCAACGCCUAAUCCUUAUUUUGAUGUUAAAAAACUACCAGUGUCUGAUAAAGGAUUUAAAGUUGUUGUGAAGCAGAAAUUAGACAGAGAAAAACAAGAUGCUCAUAUUGUCACCAUUGUUUGUCAUGAUUAUGGAACACCGAGACUCAGUGCGGAAGCAAGUUUUAAUGUGACAGUAUCAGAUGAUAAUGACAAUGAUCCAGAAUUUUUGGAGAAAGUAUACUUAGCUUAUGUGGAUGAAAAUAAUAAAUUGGGAAAUCCAAUCAAACAAGUUUCGGCCAGGGAUAAGGACAUCGGUAUCAAUGCUGAUAUUCAAUAUUUUCUACACAGUGACGCUGUAUCUAAGUUUGCUAUUAAUUCUAACACUGGAGUUAUAUCUGCUAGUGAUAUUUAUGAUAGAGAAAAGCAGUCGGAGCACAUGUUUCAUGUUUUGGCAGUAGAUAAUGGCGAUCCAAGAAGGACGGGAACAGCAUCUGUGAUUGUUACCAUUCGUGACGAAAAUGACAAUAUACCUGUCUUCAAUAAAAGUAGAUUUGCAUUUGAGGUUGCUGAAGGUCUGAAACCAGAUGAAACUGUUGGUUCAGUUGUAGCUAUUGAUAAAGAUGAUGGUUUAAAUGGGGAUGUUUCCUUCACCAUUGCUGAAAAAGACCAGUUCACUGUACCGUUUGUGGUUCUUUUAGACGGAACAAUUAGAACACGAGAAAUCUUAGAUCGUGAGAAACACAGUCAAUAUAGUUUUGUUGUGUUUGCCACUGAUAAAGGAAUUCCAUCAAAAAAUAACUCUGUUCAAGUAAUUAUAACAGUUUUGGAUGUAAACGAUAAUGAACCAACAAUUUUAUUUCCUAAAAAAGGAAAUAAUACUGUUACUACGGCAAUAACAUCACUUCCUGUUACGACCAUUAUUGCCGAGGAUAAAGAUAUUGGUGUCAAUAGACAAUUAUCAUAUUAUAUUUUCUCCGGGAAUGAAGCAAAUAUGUUUUAUUUGAAUCCUACAUCUGGAGAACUUUUUCUCAACAAACAAUAUCAUUUUUCGAAGGAUACGUCGCAAAGUAUUCGAGUAUGUGUUCAAGAUGCUGGAAAUCCCGUCCAUUCUGAUUGUGCCGAUUUAAAUGUUCUGGUAAUCAUCAGUAAUUCAACACAUUUAUCUGCUAAUGGAGAUUCAAAUAAGUAUAUUACAAUUUCAAUAAUUGUGGUAAUCGUAACUUUACUUAUCUCGGCAGCCAUAGGAUUGACAAUUUAUUUCUUAUGGAAAAUUGAUAAGAAAAGACAAGAACAGAAAUACACGGCUGGAAAUGGUCCACUUGGAGUUCCGAUGCAGACUGGCUAUUCUGAACAUUCCACCUCCAACACUUCUCUGCCGGAUUCAUUUGAAAAUGGCGAUAAGAAAAGAAAAGAAGUAUCAUUUUCACCAGGCACAUCUUUCGAUAACAGCUUCCAAAGGAGUAUUAGUCCCAACUCAAAUGAAAAACAGGAGCCCUAUUUAUAUGAUAAACCCUCAGUUCACCAUAGUCAGCCUUACAGUGAUUCUAAUACCCAAGCUCUACAGCUAAAACAAAUACUGCUGAAAAAUAACACAGAAACAGAGGCUCGUCUUCAAAGACCACAUCCUAGUGAUAACCAUAGUGACAGUUCAGGGGAGACAACUACCAGUGAUAGCGGUAGAGGUGGCAGUGAAGAUGAGGUACCAGGAAGUACAUUAGAUGACUCCCGAUCGUUUGAGUUCCAGAGUCCUCCACCGUCAUAUUAUAGUUCAAAUUCUUAUUCCAAAGACAAGUUAAAUGUUUAUAGAAACAAAAACAGUGAUAAUAGACACAUGGUCAGACCAAACUCAUAUAAUAUUAAAAACAACGCUAGUGCUAAUAUUGUGAACAAUCUGUCUACAAGUCAGCCAUAUUUAGACAAUAGUUCAAAAGACUUGCAAUAUCAUUCAUGGGAUUUUCUGCAGCAAAGUGCAUAUGCACAAUAUCCAAGAAAAGACAGAGAUUAUUUUCACUUGCGUCCUGAAAGUUUGAGUACAUUAAGGUCGAGAGACGAUGAUGAUGAUGCUGCCACAACCACUUCAGGGAGUUAUACUAUAAAUCCAGAGGAACUCGAGGAUGAAUUGUUUCAUGCACAGAGAGAUCUUGUCGUGUGAAAUUCUGUGAUUUUCUCAUUGUAAACUUCUCAUUUUCAUGUUUCUAAUGCAUAAGAUGAACUGCUGAUAGACAGAGAAAUAAUGAUGGAAGUGUUUAUUAUUUUGCCAUGACAUUCUAAUUUGCAUAAUCGUGAUACAUUUGCAAACAUUUGUGCAUUUAUACUGAUCUCAGAUUUUGUACCCUAGAAGUUUUAAUAUCUAAUUGUAUGUGCUAUAGUUGGAAUUAUAAAAUUGAUUUUGAUAUUCAAGAAACUGCCAAGUAAAUCAGCACCUUAAAAAAUAGCAAUAUAUAUUUUCACCAUGUAUUUUUUAAGUAAGCUGAUGAAGGGGAGAUAACUCUUAUUUAAAGUUUUAAUAUCUGAAUUCCAAUAUCUCAAUCUGGUAUAACAUAAAUUUUCAUAGUUUAUUGUUAAUGGAUCAAUAUUUUAAAACAUUAAGGUACCUGCCAUGAGUUUUAAGGAAAUUGUUUUGCUAUAAGCAGUCAAUGACAUUUUUGUUGAGAACGCCAAGCAGUAUUUAAUACCAAAGACACAAAUUCAUGUUAACAAUUUUGUCAACCUUUUGUAUUGCUUUCAAAAACCUAUUUCACCCAUUUCUAAUGUACUAUUUCAUAGCUUUAAUUAUGUUAGAAAGACUUGGAGAGAAUAAUAACUCUUCUAGUUUAUCUUUAUAUGUUGAUCUACCUCAAUUUUAACCUUUUAACUCCUUCGCACUCUUGUACAGUGCAUGUGCUCACCUCGUUAAAUUUUUUAACAAAACUUACAUUCCCAAAUUAUUUGUAAAUUAUUUAAAAGCCAGGAAAGUUGGCUUUGUAUAUAAUGUGAAAAUAUUUUAUUUAUAUUGAUAACAAUUAAUGUUAUAUGUUUUCACAAGAUAUUGGGGAAAAAAAUCUUUAAAAAAAUUAACAUCACAGGGAAUUUGGCUUUAUUAUUAAAAAUCGUUAAAUGAUAUUUAUACAUUUCUAAUUCAGUAAAAUAUUUUUAUUUUGUUCUUGUGAAGAUAUUUGUUAAAGCAUGUUAUUUGUUUGUUUGUUAUUUGUUAAUAUUACUUUUGCACAUUUGAAUGAUUUAUGUUAUUAAUAAAUUUGAAUAUUUGAACUGGUUACUAUUCCAAUGUGAUUUCUCAUGUAACCAGUUGGUGUAACUUUAAAAGCAGAUAUGGUCAGAAAUUGUUAAGGAAAAUGCUUUUAUAAACCAAUCCAUUUUGAGGAUUUUAUAAUAAAGAUCUAUAAGGAAUAAAAAGGUACAAUUUGAAGUUUAUUAUACCCUUUAAAUUCAGUCCAAAUUUAUAUCUUUUUUACAAUUUGAACAAAUAAAGUUUUACUUGUUAUUAUUUUAAAAAAUGUACAAUCAAAUAUUUUUAUUUUUUUUUGCAAGUUCUCCAUUUCAGUGAAGUUUUAAAAAGUUCCUAGUAUAUAUACAUGAAAGUGAUAUUUUAAACAAAAUAAUGCAUUUUUUAUAGCCAUGAUAAUUUUAUAUAAAAUUUAAUGAACUCUUUAAAUCAGUGACAUCUUGAAAUACAUUUUAUUUUAAGACUGGCUUGGUCCAGAAUUGUACCUUCUCCUUUUUUUCAUGUUAAUCAUAACAUUGUGACUGUAUUGUGAAUUUUUAGACAUGAGAAAUCAAAUGUUUGUAUGUUUUUAAGAAUAUAUUCCAUUCAAAAGUGCAGCUAUUAUAAUAAAACAGAAUAAUAAUUGAAA